AUGGAUGACCAGCUUCAUGCCGGGGAUAACGCGUCCCCUUCGAUCGGCAGCAUCGAACAGGAACCAAAGCGCACAACCACCAGGGCGGCAUCGUUAGAUGGGCAGCUGGCCAUCGAGCAAGAGGAGGAAAUCUCGGAAACGAUCGAGCAAUGGCGGGUGCUUUCGGCGACACUCGCGGUGUGCCUUGUUAUUUUCUGCUUGUCCUUGGACACCACCAUCCUCAACACGGCCAUUCCCCGUAUCACCGAGCAGUUCCACUCGCUCGAACACGUCGGUUGGUACGGCAGCUCCUACCUCCUCACCACCUGCGCCACCAGCCUGAUGUACGGCAAGCUCUACACCUUCUUCCCGGAUAAGCUGGUCUUCCUUGCUGGCCUUCUGAUCUUCGAAAUCGGAUCGCUGGUGGCGGGUGCUACGCCCACGUCCAUCGGUCUGAUUAUGGGCCGUGUCGUUGCUGGCCUGGGAGCUGGCGGCCUCCUUUCGGGGUCCAUCAUCCUCCUCUCGCGCCUCGUGGCUGUCCGCAAGCUGCCUUUGUAUAUCGGCACGAUCUUUGGUGUUUUUGCCAUCUCGAGCGUCGCGGGGCCCUUGCUCGGGGGCGUCCUCACCGACCAGCUCACCUGGCGAUGGUGCUUUUACAUCAAUCUCCCCCUCGGCUUCGUCUCGGGCACGGCCAUCCUUCUCGCCGUGCCGCGCAAUAAACCGGUGACGGUCCUCUCAGCCCGCGAUCGGAUCAUAGCCCUGGACCUGCCGGGAACCGCGCUGUUCCUGCCAGCCAUCAUUUUCAUCGUGCUGGCGCUACAAUGGGGCGGGACCGAGGUUCCCUGGAGCAAUGUGCGCAUCAUUGUCCUCCUCGUCCUCGCCGGUGUCCUCCUCAUUGGAUUUACCGCUAUCCAAUGGUGGAGAGGAGAUAAUGCGACGCUGCCUGGCCGUCUGAUGCGGAAUCGAAAUGUCUGGGGAUCGGCUUUGUAUACGUUUUUCGUAACGCCUGCCCUGAUGGUCACCACCUACUACCUCCCAACCUGGUUCCAAGCAAUCCAAGACACCUCCGCCACCAAAUCAGGAGUCCUCACCCUUCCCUCUAUUCUCGCCGUCGCGAUCUCCUCCGCCCUCGUCGGCCUCCUCGUCACCCUCGUCGGCUACUAUACCCCCUUCAUGGUUAUCGCUGCCAUCCUACAGGCAAUCGGGCAAGGCCUCCUCUCCACCCUCUCCCCCGCAACCUCCCUGCCCAAGAUCAUCGCCUUCCAGGUCAUCUUCGGCCUUGGCGCCGGUCUCGGCCUGCAACAGGGGUGGACGGUCAUCCAGACCACCGUGCCGAGGGAGGACGUGCCGCAGGCGACGGCGGUGGUGACGUUUGUGCAGACGCUGAGCGGGGCGUUGUUUAUCCCCGUGGGUCAGAAUCUUUUCAUGACUCGACUUACGGCGGGGCUGCACGGUAUACGCGAUCUGAGCCCGGCGGGUGUUGACGAGAUCAGUCAGGUGGGCGCGAUGGCGCUUCGAGACGUGGUGGAAGGGGAUUUGCUACCGCCUGUGCUUGCGGCUUAUAGUCGGGCGCUUACCUGUACGUUUUAUAUCGGAAUCGUUACGGGGGCAUUGACGCUGGUGGGGGCACUUUGCGUUGAGAUGAGGUCGGUUAAGGGGAGGGCGUCGCCGGCUGUUCCGGUUGGCUAG
Molecule: messenger RNA, 1668 nt
Organism: Aspergillus steynii IBT 23096
Lineage: Eukaryota; Fungi; Ascomycota; Eurotiomycetes; Eurotiales; Aspergillaceae
Product: MDR family MFS transporter
Exons: 4
Coding region: 1-1668 (555 amino acids)
Biological process (GO): transmembrane transport
Molecular function (GO): transmembrane transporter activity
Source: RefSeq, a predicted model, not a curated record